Molecule: messenger RNA, 3256 nt
Organism: Thunnus maccoyii (southern bluefin tuna)
Lineage: Eukaryota; Metazoa; Chordata; Actinopteri; Scombriformes; Scombridae
Gene: nr3c1
Product: nuclear receptor subfamily 3, group C, member 1 (glucocorticoid receptor)
Exons: 9
Coding region: 317-2668 (783 amino acids)
Biological process (GO): regulation of DNA-templated transcription; nuclear receptor-mediated glucocorticoid signaling pathway
Cellular component (GO): nucleus
Molecular function (GO): DNA-binding transcription factor activity; steroid binding; nuclear glucocorticoid receptor activity
Source: RefSeq, a predicted model, not a curated record
UUUGCUCAGUUCUCCAUUUUGUAUGUUUUUCCUUGAAGGUGAGCGCCUACUUUCCCAAGUGGCUAGCUGAGAAUUACCACAGCUCAGCCAGUUUAACGCAGUUUGCAUGACAAUUCACCGCUAGGUCGAAGUGGGAAGACUGAAAGCUGCUGAAACAGCGUCAUCUUGACGUGUUAUUUUGGGUUUAUGUAGCCAUGUAGCUUGGAUACGACGCGAGAGGAGUAACGUUAACGAACAUUGAGACAGUGACACUUUCAACCAAAACAAUGUUGACAGACGACCUGUGGACACACACCAACAACCAGUCAUUUCAAGGAUGGAUAAAGGUGGAGUGAAGAAGAUAACAUAUAGAAGAGAUGACCAUUUAAGCAAACUGGUCUACACUGAAAGCUCAGAGGAGGGAGGUCCGUUGAAAGUGGCUCCUCACAACGCUGUGUCCAUCACCACCACCUCUGUCGUUCUUCCAUCCAGCCCGUUAAUGCAGCCAGGACAGGUGCCUAACGGCCUCAGCAACAGCCCCCUUCCAGAGGAGCUCACCUCCGCCUCCUUCACUGCCACCGUAGGCCCCCUGCAGGGAGACUCAGAGCCCAGGGGCCCGACCAAAGAUCAGAGGUCCCAGCAGCAGCUUCUCCAGACGUCCACCUCAUUUGGUCGUCAAACCCUGGGGGAGAAUUUGCCCCAGCUGGAUGCCAGUAUAGCAGACAUUACCCAGUCCUCCAUGGAUUCACUCAUUGGGGGAUCAGAUCCCAACUUUUUCGCCAUGAAAACAGAAGAUUUCUCCAUGGAUAAAGACCAGGAUCCCAUUGACCUCGACCAUGCCUUGGAGCACAUUGGGAAAGAUGUGGACGUGAACCAGAAAUUGUUCAGUGACAACACACUGGAUCUGCUCCAUGAUUUCGAGCUCACCGGGUCCCCCUCAGAUUUUUAUGUAGGGGAUGAUGCCUUCCUGUCUACUCUGGCAGAUGAUUCUCUGCUUGGCGAUGUUAGCUCGGAGAGGGACAUCAAACCUGCCGUGGUUGAGAGCAGUAACGGCAGUGGCGCAGUCUCCGUUGCUCUCAAUGGCAGCAAUAUGGCAAGUCCAGAUCAAUCCAGCUCUAGCAUAUCCACAACUGCCAGCUUAACACCUACAACCACUUUGUCAGCGUUGGUGAAGAAAGAAAAGGAUGCUGGCUUCAUUCAGCUCUGCACCCCAGGUGUGAUCAAACAGGAGAAGACGUCUGCAGGCCUGAGUUAUUGCCAAAUGAGCGGCACGUCCUCCACAGACCUGCCCAGCCCUAGUCCCAUUUCCAUCUGUGGGGUCAGCACUUCAGGAGGACAGAGCUACCACUUUGGAGUCAGCCCUAGCAGCUGCAAUGAAGAUCUGCAGCAGAAGGAUCAAAAGCCAGUGUCCAACCUUUAUCUCCCUGUGACGACCAUUGGAACCUGGGCCAACAGAGGCCAAAGUGUUGUGGACAACUCGGGAAUGCACAGGGUCAGUGAGGUUUUCCCAAGCUCUCCCGGCUACCCCACCACCUUCGCCAGUUCUGCUUCCAGACCGGAAGGGGGCACCGCUUCAUCUUCGGCACAGGGAAAGAGCGGGACUCAUAAAAUCUGCCUGGUGUGCUCUGAUGAGGCUUCAGGUUGCCACUAUGGUGUGCUCACUUGCGGCAGUUGCAAGGUCUUCUUCAAGAGAGCAGUGGAAGGGCAGCAUAAUUACCUGUGCGCUGGGAGGAACGACUGCAUCAUAGACAAGAUCAGGAGGAAGAACUGCCCAGCCUGCCGCUUCCGCAAGUGUCUGAUGGCAGGCAUGAACCUGGAAGCGCGCAAAACCAAGAAGUUGAAUCGCUUAAAAGGUGUCCAGCCGAGCAACCCACCCGAGGCACUUCCCUCUCCACCAGUGGAGGCUCGCUCCCUCUUACCCAAGUGCAUGCCUCAACUCGUCCCCACGAUGCUGUCCCUGCUGAAGGCCAUCGAGCCAGACACCUUUUACGCCGGCUACGACAGCAGCCUGCCUGACACCUCCACUCGCCUCAUGACCACCCUCAACAGGCUGGGCGGCCGACAGGUCAUCUCUGCCGUCAAGUGGGCCAAGGCUCUGCCAGGUUUCAGGAACCUGCACCUGGACGACCAGAUGACCCUGCUGCAGUGCUCCUGGCUCUUCCUCAUGUCUUUCGGUCUGGGCUGGAGGUCUUACCAACAGUGCAACGGCGACAUGCUCUGUUUCGCACCAGACCUCGUUAUAAAUGAGGAGCGGAUGAAGCUGCCCUACAUGGCCGACCAGUGCGAGCAGAUGCUGAAGAUUUCCAGCGAGUUCGUGCGGCUGCAGGUUUCCCACGACGAGUACUUGUGCAUGAAGGUCCUGCUGCUGCUCAGCACAGUGCCAAAGGACGGCCUGAAGAGUCAGGCGGUGUUCGAAGAGAUUCGGAUGUCGUACAUCAAGGAGCUGGGGAAAGCCAUCGUGAAGCGCGAGGAGAACUCCAGCCAGAACUGGCAGCGUUUCUACCAGCUCACCAAGCUGUUAGACUCCAUGCAUGAGAUGGUCGGUGGACUGCUCAGCUUCUGCUUCUACACCUUUGUGAAUAAAUCCCUGAGUGUGGAGUUCCCAGAGAUGCUGGCAGAGAUCAUCAGCAACCAGUUACCAAAAUUCAAGGCCGGGAGUGUCAAAGCACUCCUGUUCCACCAGAGAUGACUCUGCCCCGUAACAGACACAAUGCCUUAAAAUCCCACCACAUCACCUCACCACCCCCACACCCCGAAGAGCGACGAUGAAAAGGACUGAGGAUCUGAGGCGAGGAGUGAAUGAUGUUUUUGGGAGCGAGUAUGCAACUUUGUAGUGGCUUACGGGUCUGUAGUGAAAGAGCGGAGAGACUGGAGGAAAUUAUGUAGGACCAGACAGCGAGCACAGAAGUUUUUGUUUCAUCGAGCAGUCUAACGGCACGUUCAGACCGGAUGCGGAAACUUUGCGAAGCGUCAAUUCUCGCGCGAGCAGGAGCCUGGCUGUUCACACCGGAUGCACAUUUCUCUGCACCGGUCAACAAACGAUCCUGCUCCUAUGCUCUUUUCUAAUCACAUUUAGAGCUGAUCUUUAUCAUUGGUAAGUAAUAACCUCGUCAAUCUUACAUUUGAUUGGCCAACGCUAGCCUUUAACCCCACACCCACCUCUCUUUGUCUGUCUGUGCGUGUGUGUGUCUGUCUGCCUGCUUGUCUCUCUCACUUUUAGACACAACUGACAAAUAUGUGCUUAUAUAUAUAUAUAUAUAUAUAUAUAUAUAUAUAU